CUGUGUUCACACUCGCUUGCAUUGAGCACUUAAAGUUGUCCCUACAAGAUGAAGGUCAGGGGGAAGAGAGAGAGCAGCAAGGAAGAGGAGACAGAGCACUCCGAAAUGGUGGGAUCUCCUGACGUUAGCCUUGCUUCAGGACGAUCAAGAAGACAGGUGACAAGUAGCAAGAGCAGCCGCAUAGCUGCUUUCCAGAAACUCAAAUUGAAGAAGGAGAAGGGAGAGAUGAACAAAUAUGAGUUGAGUGAUGUUGACAAUGUUUAUGAGGAAGUGGAUGAGAGAGAAUAUGCCAGGAGAGUCAAGGACCGGACUGCUGAUCAUUGGCUUGUUGGAAAUGAUGGAAUGUAUGUGGAGGAUGGGAGGGAGAUAUUUGAUGAAGAAGAAGAAGAGUAUGAAGAGGUGUACAAUGAUGGAGACGAGAAAAAAGAUUCUAAAAAGAGGAAAAAAAAAGAGAAAGUUCCCCCUCAUGUUGCAGCCUCAGCAUCUCAUGAUGUCAGAGACAUGCUCAUGAAAAUGCCAUCAAAAAAAAAGCAGGGGGAGUGUACCAUAGCUGGAAGGUCAGGAGAUGAUGAGUCCUUGAUUGCAGAUAUCAUGAAAGACAUCCACAGCUUUUCUUCUUUGAAAGGGAGAGAGAAGUCUAGAGGAAGGCAGCCUCAUGGUCAAGCAGAUAAGAAAGUGAAACUGGAAGAAACUCCACAGAAUAUUCCACAACUAGAUAUGAAAUUUACAAAGAGUCAGCUCAGGACUCAAGAAAAUAACUGUCAUUCAACCCUUCCCAUCACCACUGAAUCUAACAUCUCAGAAGAACCUAAGACAAGCAUGGAAGUAUGUCAUGUGUCUCCUGAGAUGUCAGAGGACUUUUUUGAUGAAGAUCCUUUCCAGACAAAGAGUGUGGAGCCUAUAGUUUCAACUGUUCAUGCUACAGAGGAUCAAUCUUUCUCUAAAAUGAAGGAGCUUGUUCCAGAACACCUUGAAUUGGAAUUCUUGAAAGAUAGCAUCUUGCCUGUUGAGGGUUUGGAGAAGCCAGUUGCAAUUAACCAGGGAACCUUGCCUUUCCUCAUGAAUGAUGAUGGAAAGAAAGUGUUGCAUUUCUUUUGGCUUGAUGCAACUGAGGAGCCCUUCACACAACCAGGAGUUGUAUACCUCUUCGGGAAGGUUCAAGUUGAGGGGGAAAAUGUCAGUGCAUGCAUUGCUGUUCAUCAGAUUCCACGACGCAUCUAUCUCCUCCCCAGAAUCCAGGAUGGCAAAGAAGACCCAGUUCCAAUGGAAGAUGUUUACAAGGAAUUUAGUGAAGUCAUUGCUCCCAAGUACAGAAUCCAGGAGUUCAGGUCAAAAAUCUCGUGGAAGCAUUAUGCCUUUGAACAUCUUGAUGUUCCUCGUCAGUCUCAAUACCUUGAAAUUGAAUACUCUGCCAACAAUGCAGCCCUUCCAACGGACCUGAGUGGGAAGUCCUUCAGUCAUAUAUUUGGAGCUGAUAGUACAGCCUUGGAGACCCUUCUUCUUCACCUCAAGUUGAAAGGGCCCAGUUGGCUAUAUGUUGAAAAUGUUCAACCUGUUCAACAAGCCAUCUCUUGGUGCAAAGUAGAAGGUUGGAUGAAUGGAUGGAAAGGGAUAGAAGUAAUGAAGGAGCAGAAGCCACCACCCCUCAUUGCAGCUGUCAGCCUGGAUCUGAGAGCUGCUGCAAACCCCAGAACAAAACAGCAUGAAAUUGUCUCAGCUGCUGUAAUGAGUUUUCCAAAAUUCCCACUUGACACUCGGCCUACGCACCUCCCACCAGCUGCUCAUUUUGUUGUGGUGACCCAUCCAGGUGAGACACCAUGGCCAUGGGAUGCCAAGAAGGUCUUAGGAGGAAUCACUUCCACUCAAGUAGUUAUGAAGGGGUCAGAAAGAGAGCUUCUAGCAUAUCUCCUGGUCAAGCUACAACAGUCAGAUCCUGACCUAAUAGUUGGAUUUGACAUCUUGGGCUAUGACUUGGACAUCUUCAUCCAACGUCUCAGUGCAUGCAAAAUCCCUAACUGGUCCCGCAUUGGACGCCUGAGGCGCAGCCACAUGCCCAAGACUAGGUCAGCUGGAUACUUGAGCAAAGCCUGUGCAGGUCGGUUGUUGUGUGAUGUACGGAGAUGUGCACGGGAACUGAUACGAAGUCGUAGUUAUGACCUCCCAUCACUCUGUCGGCAUAUUCUCAAGGCUGCUGAUUCUACCAUCCCUGUGGAGAUGAGUCCCAUGGAUGUUCGUAUGGCUUUUGAGUUGGGGAGCUUGGGAUUAAAGAGUUUAAUCCAUGGAACAAUGCUGGAGGUGUAUCAGUGCUUCCGCUUGGCUCAAGAGAUGGACAUUUUACCUCUUGCUCAUCAGAUCACUUCAAUUUCAGGGAACACAUUGAGUCGGACACUACUGGGAGGCCGGUCAGAGCGGAACGAGUUCCUUCUCCUUCAUGCUUUCAUGGACAAGGACUUCCUCUUACCAGGAAAAGUCACAGCAUUCCAGAGACGCAAAGAAGGAGGAGAAGAGGAAGUGGGAGAUGAGGAAAUAGGAGCCAAACGCAGGGGUAAAAAAGGAGCAUAUACAGGUGGAUUGGUCCUGGACCCCAAAAAGGGUUUCUAUGAAAGAUAUGUGUUGUUGAUGGACUUCAACUCCUUGUAUCCUUCUAUCAUCCAGGAGUACAAUGUGUGCUUUACAACACUGCCUAGGAAGUAUGCUUCUCGAAAGGCUUUGGAUCUUGAGUCGGGAGAGGAACUGGCAGCUCUGAGUCCUGAAGGACGUGAGGAGGAGGAUGGAGUUCUUCCCCAGGAGAUCCGUAAACUUGUUGAGUCUCGCAAGGCCAUCAAAGCAUUGUUGAAGAAUCCAAAUCUCCCUCCUGAAAAGAGGCUUCAGUUUGACAUUCGGCAGAAAGCAUUGAAGCUGACGGCCAACAGUAUGUAUGGGUGCUUGGGGUUUGUACACUCUCGCUUUUAUGCACCUCGUCUUGCUGCAUUCAUCACAGGGAAAGGCCGUGAGAUUCUCCUGAAGACGAGGGACCUGGUGGAGAAGAUGAACCUAGAUGUCAUUUAUGGAGAUACUGACUCCCUUAUGAUCAACACCAAUUCAGAAGACUAUCAGGAGGUCUUGCAACUUGGAGCCAAGAUCAAGACAGAAGUAAAUCGGAAUUUCCGAAUGCUGGAAUUGGAUGUUGAUGGGGUUUUCCGAUAUAUGCUGUUGCUGAAAAAGAAGAAAUAUGCAGCAUUGAUGGUUGAAGAUACUCCCUCUGGUAUUUGCUAUCAUCAGGAACUAAAAGGGCUUGACAUCGUUCGACGAGACUGGUCUGGCAUUGCAAUCUCCACUGGACGUUAUGUGGUGGAUACAAUUCUGUCAGAGGGGACUUAUGAGGAGAAGUUAGCAAAAAUCCAUGCGCAUCUGGAGGUGGUUGGGAAGCAACUUCAAGACCACAUGGUCCCAUUAGACCAACUUGCCAUCACAAAACAGCUCACCAAGAACCCUGAGGACUAUCCAAACAAGAGCAGCCUUGCUCACGUUUCUGUUGCCCUUCGGCAUAAUAAAAAUCCUGACUCCAAGAAGCUCAAAGCUGAUGACACUGUCUCAUUCAUCAUCUGUCAGGAUGGAAGCACCAAUUCUGGAGUGCAGCGAGCAUACAGUGUUCAAGAGGUGCAGGAACGAGAGGAUCUUCAAGUUGAUGUGGAUUACUAUCUUAGCCAGCAGAUUCAUCCUGUUGUGUCUCGGCUCUGUCAGCCCAUUAAUGAGAUUGAUCCCCAUAGGAUUGCAGUUGCUCUUGGUCUGGAUCCAAGUCGCUACCUUGCACAGAUGCAGCCACAUCAUGACCAUGAUUCCCAUGCUGAAGACUUCCUCACCGUUGAACAAAAGUAUCAGCUCUGUGAUCCAUUCACACUAGUGUGUGAAAAUGGACACAAGAUGGAAAUGAGGAAGCCUCAAGAUGUAUUGGAAAAACUGGGUAGGUGUCCUGAGUGUAACCGAAGCCCUGCCCUUGAUCACCUGCUGAGUACUUGUCUCAAUCUUCUCACCUUUGAGAUGAGAAGAAUCAUAUCUCUGCACUAUCAGGGCUGGAUGACUUGUGAGGAUAGCAUGUGUGGCACACGAACAAGGCAGGUGAGCCUUAUGAGUGCCUCUCACUCUGCAACAUGUCCACAAUGUCACAAAAGCAAGCUCACACCAGAUGUAAGCAACCUUCUUGCUCAUUCACAUAGUGUGUUCUCACAAAGGGUCAAAGUUCACAAGUUCACAAGUCCACAAGAGAACAUGGCACUCACGGAGAGCACAUUGGCUGUGCUCACCCUCCUUCGGGAAAAGAAAACUAUUCUGUUCAGAGUGCCAUCAACGCAACCACAAACGUAG
This is a messenger RNA of Darwinula stevensoni, 4344 nucleotides long. NCBI's taxonomy places the organism in Eukaryota, Metazoa, Arthropoda, Ostracoda, Podocopida, Darwinulidae. The record is from the annotation of a GenBank genome assembly.